AGCAACGGUCAUCAUUAACGACAACGACGACGAAUCAACAACAAAAAAUUGAACAAGCAAUCGAUAUGAUGAUUAGUACAGCUGUCAUACGAUUAUCUGAUGAAUCGGAGGAACAACAACAAAACAAAACAAAAAACAACAAAAAUCACUAUGGCCAUGAGAAUAACCAACGAAAAUUGAAUAAAAAAGAUGCUUAUAUUCUAGAUGAUAAUGAUGAUGACAGCGGUAGCGAAGAUGCUAAUGGUGAUGGCGGUGAUGAUGAGAAACAAAAACUUUUACCAAUUAAAAUAAAUAAAAGAAAAAAACACGAAAAAUAGGUAACGUUAAUCAUCAAAAUUUUGUUAUUAACGAUAAUGAUGAUGAUGAUGAUGACAAUGAUGAUGACGAUGAUGGCUCCAAUAAAGCGUUAUUAUUGUCGCAACGACAACGCCACCACCACCAUUUCAAAGAACAACAACAACAAAAGCAACGACUAUUGCAGCAACAACAACGCCGACAACAACAGCAACGGCAACGACAACAAGAAAAACAAUUGAAAAGUAGUCAUCACUCCGACCACCUCUACCGACGAAAGCCGUCUUCCAACAACACCAACAUCAACAACACCGAAACUUCUCGCAUCGACCGAGCAAAUAAAUUUACAGCCGAAAACAUCUAUACAGACAUUGUCAAUGAAAACAUCAUGGGUAUCACACCGCAUUUACAACAAACACCGUCCGCAACUAAUAAUGUUGGUGAUGGUGAUAGUGUUGAUGAACGAUCAACAACAGCCGCUACCGGUAAUGAUGAAUAUUGUUCCAAAGUUAAUUGGUACAUUUAUUUGGUAACAAUUUUAUCGGCAAUCGGUGGUUUCCUGUUUGGAUAUGAUACCGGAAUAGUUUCAGGUGCUAUGGUUUUUAUUCGGGAUUAUUUCAAUCUAAGUACAACCAUGCAAGAGGUAGUGAUUUCGGUAACAAUAUUGACAGCAUGGAUAUUCUCAUUUAUUGCCGGUUAUUUAACGAAUAAAUUUGGACGAAAAUUGACGAUAAUAUUGGCAUCUUUCAUAUUCACUAUCGGUGGUUUUAUGAUGGCAUUUGCACAUACUGAAUAUAUUUUACUUGUUGGUCGUGCUAUUAUUGGCCUAGCCAUUGGUUUAGCAUCGAUGGCCAUACCGGUUUAUAUUGCUGAAGUUGCGCCCGUAGAUAUUCGUGGUAAAUUAGUAUCGGUAAAUGUUUGUUUCAUUACAUUUGGACAAUUUAUUGCAUCAAUUGUGGCUGGUUUAUUUAGCUAUGAUCAACAUAAUGGUUGGCGUUGGAUGUUGGGUCUUGCAUCUGUACCAUCGACAUUACAAAUGAUAUUUUUCGUCUUUCUACCAGAAUCACCACGUUGGCUUGUACAAAAAGGCCGAUAUGAAGAUGCAUUGAAUGCAUUACGUAAAUUUCGUAAUGCCAAUACAAGUGACGAGAAAAUUAUUAUCGAAUUCACUAAUAUCAAAGAAAGUUGUUUGAACAGUGAACGUGAACGAAAAAAUGAUAAAUCAUACAGGCAAAUACUAUCGAAUCCGAUUAUAAUGAAAGCAUUGUUUGUCGGUUCAAUGUUAUCGAUAUUUCAACAGGUGGCCGGUAUCAAUACGGUCAUGUAUUAUAGCGCCACUAUAAUACAAAUGUCCGGCAUUAAUGAUAAAUCAACAGCUGUUUGGCUUUCAGCAUUAACGGCAUCGAUUAAUUUUAUAUUUUCAUUUGUUGGACUCGUAUUGGUUGAACGAAUCGGUCGUCGACUUUUAAUAUUGAGCAGUCUUUGUGGUGUUGUAUUCUCAUUAUUUAUAUUAUCCAUUGGUUUUCAAUUGGCUAAAUUUCAUUCACCACGUGUAACAUUCCAUUCGGAUGAUCAGAUUGCUGAUUAUUGUUCAAGUGUGAUGAAUUGUGAUGCAUGUGUUUCAUCAAAGAUUUGUGGUUUCUGUUUCUAUCAACCGGAUGGACAUUCCGAUUUGUUGGGCUCAUUAUCCAUGUCAAACGUUAAUGGAACUUGUAUACCAAUGAAUCAAACAUCGAAUUUACCAUUUAGCAAUAGUUCAUAUUGUACCGAUAAUUCUAGUAUACCGAUGCAAUGGGCAAUUGAUUGGUGUCCAUCAGAGUAUUCAUGGAUGACAUUAGCCGGUUUAAUGCUUUAUCUAUUCUUCUUUGCACCUGGUAUGGGCCCAAUGCCAUGGACAAUCAAUUCGGAAAUCUAUCCUCUUUGGGCUAGAAGUUUUUGUUAUUCAGUAUCAACAUCAUUCAAUUGGUUCUUCAACCUACUGAUAUCGCUCACAUUUUUAACAUUGACAAAUCUGUUAACAAUCUAUGGUGCCUUCUAUCUAUAUGCUGGUUUAUCAUUAUUUGGUUUGGUUAUGUUCUUUUUUAUAUUACCCGAAACCAAAGGCAAAAAACUUGAAGAAAUCGAAUGCCUAUUCCAAGAACCAUUAUUUAGGAUAGGAUUGAAUGCAAAAAAACUUUCACAAUAUGAUCAAGUGGAUGGAUCAGUCAAUGCAAGUCGAUCUACGGUUGUGACAAAUGCUUCAAAUGAAUCAAAUGCUGUGGCUAAUGGUGGUGGUGGUGGGGGUGGGGGUACAGUGAAAAUUUAACCUCAUAUUUAAGUUUGUUUUUUUUGAAAGUAUUUUUUUAUUUUGAUUCCAUUUGAAUGUAACACGUAUCCCUGGACCAUAAUCAUUGAAAAAUUGUGUGUGUUUUUCAAGCACAAUUUUUCUCCACCACUUGUUGUCGUUGCUGUUGGCAGCAAAAUCCAAUGACCAAAAAAGAUGAUUUUUUGAUUUGAUUAUAUUGAACUGUGAUCGAAAAAUUGGAUACACCAAAACGUCCCCACACCCAUCUUUAUCAUCUCAAUCUCUUUGCGAAACAUAUACACAGAUAGAAUUGAUUUAUUAUGAUUUUUUUUUCAUUGUUCUCAUCAUUUUGUCUAUUUUUUUGGUUCUUAAAUUAUUAUUAUU
Dermatophagoides farinae (American house dust mite) is the source of this 2962-nucleotide messenger RNA. Lineage: Eukaryota; Metazoa; Arthropoda; Arachnida; Sarcoptiformes; Pyroglyphidae. The record is from RefSeq and is a predicted model, not a curated record.